Messenger RNA from Aspergillus udagawae, 1260 nucleotides. Its product is annotated as cytochrome P450. The transcript has 3 exons. Gene Ontology annotation, molecular function: iron ion binding; monooxygenase activity; oxidoreductase activity, acting on paired donors, with incorporation or reduction of molecular oxygen. Bases 1 to 1260 code for a protein of 419 amino acids. The record is from RefSeq and is a predicted model, not a curated record. Lineage: Eukaryota; Fungi; Ascomycota; Eurotiomycetes; Eurotiales; Aspergillaceae.
AUGAGUGCCAGCAUCCACGCUCAGAACACCAUGAGCUGUAUCGACAAACAAGCUCAUGCAUUCAAGAGAAGAAUUCUGUCUCAGAUCUUCACAGAGCAUGCCUUGAAGGGGGUAGAGGAUCGCAUCCUGGCUCAUAUCAGACGGUUUUGCGCUACACUGGGCCACUUCCCGUCUAAGGCACAAGAUUCGAGCUCUGGCUGGGGACCAAGUAUGGAUCUCGCACCGCUCUGUGACUAUCUUGCCUUCGAUAUUAUCAGCGACCUAUGCUACGGAGAAAGUCUUAACAUGCUGGUUAGUGGCCGUUAUCGCCACAUUCCCCGAAUUACCAAAAUGCUAGGUCGUCGAAAUGCAGUCUGCUUUGCUCAGUCAAUGUUGUGGCGAUAUAAGUUGGAUCGUAUAUUCUUUGCUACCCUCAUUGGUCCAAUCAAGGAUUUUGGGUCUUGGGUUAGACAUCAGGCGAAGACUAGAAGUCGAUUGGGUAAUGACGUAUCCCAAAUUGAUUGCUUUCAUUACAUGCUCAACGCAAAGGAUCCCAAGACCGGUCAAGGCUUUACGGAGAGGGAACUGUGGACAGAAUCGCUGCUUCUGCUUAUUGCUGGCUCGGACACCAUUGCUGUCACGUUAAGUGCGACUCUUUUCCAUCUCGCACAUAACCAGCAUGUACUUGACCGAGCUACUCAAGAAAUUCGUUCGUCAUUCGAGGAAGUGGACGAUAUCUGCCUAGGAGCCCAGCUGAAGGGAUGCAUUUAUCUUCGAGCAUGUAUAUCCGAGGCCAUGCGUCUUUCACCCCCGUUCGCAACCAUGAACCCUCGGCGUGUGCUGAAGGGUGGAAUGAUCGUGGAUGGACAUUAUAUUCCAGAGGGUACUAUAAUUGGUUGUCCGAUCUAUACUCUCCACCAUAACGAAGAAAGUUAUCCACGCCCAUUUAGAUACGAUCCAGAACGCUGGUUGGAAAAUGAAGGUGAAGGUUCCCGUCCGUCGAAAAAGAAUGCACUCAGAAUGGCCCAGGCAGCAUUCUGUCCCUUCAGUAUAGGACCGAGAUCGUGUCUUGCUCAGAACUUGGCCUGGGCUGAGGUCACCAUGACACUGGCCCGGAUUUUGUUCUUGUACGAUAUCCGACUGCCACCUGAUCAUCACAACAGUGAAUCCGAAUGUUGCGCCUCUACUCAGAGGGAUAGAAGUCCAGAGUACAAGAUAAGAGCAUGGCUAUCGGCAGAUCGACAUGGUCCGUUCCUCCAAUUCCGUCCCAAAGCCGUCUGA